CUCGUCUCCAUAGCGACGGCGUGUGAUGGGCAGUUUUUGCUGAGCGGUCUGAGCGGUUCGUUCAGUUCAUCAGAAGUUUUGGAAACAUACAUCAGCAGCUAUUGUCGCUGGAUCAUCAGGGUCGAUCGAGGAUUUUCAGUUCAGAUCAACUUCCAGCAGUUUGAAACAGAAGAAAACAUCGACACGCUGAAACUUUACGAAGGCAUCGGAACAGACAAACAGCUGGCAGCUGAACUCUCAGGCUCCGCCCCCCCGGGGAUCGUGUGGCUGCUGAGUGACCAAUCAACCGUGGAGUUUAUCUCUGAUGAUGUCAACAAUCUGUCAGGGUUCAACGCCACCUACAGUGCCGCCAACACCUCCACCCUCUCCAACCAGCAGAAGCUUACCUGUACCUUUGAGCAGGGUAUGUGUUUCUGGAGGCAGCAAGUCGAUGAUGAUGGAGACUGGAUUCGAUCCCGUGGCUCCACGUUCCCCCCGCUGAGCGGCCCGAGUGACGACCACACGCUGAGCAACAGCUCAGGUUUCUACAUCGUCACUUCUCUGAAUCCCGGCCAAUGGCGGAAGAGCUUCAGGAUCCAAAGCCUCCCUCUGACCUCUCCCACAGAGCCCAUGUGCCUAAGCUUCUGGUACCACAUGUUUGGAGUGGACGUCCAUCGCCUCCAAGUGUUGUUGGUUGACCCGGCCAUUACCGUGGUGUUCCAUAGAGAUGGUAACUAUGGCGACAACUGGAACUAUGGCCAGGUGACGCUAAACCUGACAACGGAGACCAUGGUGGUGUUUGAGGCGCUGAAGGACGACGGCAUGAGGAACGACAUCGCUCUGGAUGACAUCAAACUGACCUCUAAUCCAUGUGGCCCCGAACCCCCCGAACCAACCAAUGUACCGCCUCCAGCUACCACGCCGCCCAUACCAGCUGACUGUGGAGGACCCUUCGACCUCUGGGAGCCAAACUCCACCUUCAGCUCGCCAAAUUACCCACAAUCCUACGGGAACAAGGCUCAGUGUCAGUGGACUCUGCACGCCAACGGGGGGCACAACAUCCAGCUGCACUUCCUGGACUUCGACGUUGAAGCGACCUAUGACGUUGUAGAGGUGCGGGAUGGGGCGGGGCCAUACUCCACAUUACUGGCUGUCCUCACUGGCAGCGAUGGCCCCACCCACAAGUUGUUCUCAACAACCAAUCAGAUGACAGUCUGGUUCUUUACGGACAGCUCGGUUCACGGCCGAGGAUUCAGAGCCAACUUUACUUCGGGGGUCAACCUGGGGUCACCAGCUGCAUGUGCAGUCGGUCAGUUCCAGUGUGGGACAGGAAGUUGUAUCCACGAUAACGAUCAGUGUGACGGCGAGGUUGACUGUCCGGACGCCACCGAUGAAGCCGACUGUGUGUUGAACCCCUCCAGUCGCCUUCAGUUUCAGCUCGCCUCGUCUCGUCUCACUGUGUGUUCUGACACCUGGAGCUCACAGCUGUCUGUGUUCACCUGUCAGUACCUGGGAUACAGGUCGGGGGGGGCCAGUCUGCUGCCGUCUCGGCCGCAAGAUUCUCCAUUUACAGAAAUCACAGUGACAAACAACGGGACACUGGAGACCAGAGAGAGUGUAACCUGCAGCAGUGAGAAAGUGAUUUCUCUGAACUGUGACAACCAAUUUUGUGGAGUUCGACAGGUCACCAAUCACACGAGGGAGACGGACCAGUCAGACGAGAGGAAACCUGCUGAAGGUGAGGUCAGAGUGGUGGGCGGGGUUAACACGGUGAAGGGGGCGUGGCCGUGGAUUGUAUCUCUGCAGUGGCGGGGGCGUCACGUGUGUGGAGCCUCGCUGAUUGGCCGAGAUUGGCUGCUGACCGCUGCACAUUGUGUCUACGGGAAGAACAUGCAGCUCCAGUCGUGGUCGGCAGUUUUCGGUCUUCACUCUCAAAGUGACUCUAACUCUGUGGGCGUUCAGACCCGACUAGUCGAUCGCAUCAUCAUCAACAGGAAGUACAACAGACGCACAAAAGAUGCCGACAUCGCCAUGAUGCAUCUGCAGCAGCCAAUCAACUUCACCCAGUUCAUCCAGCCGCUGUGCUUACCUGCUGAAGGUCAAAACUUCACUGCUGGAACGAAAUGCUGGAUCGCUGGAUGGGGACGAGAUGCUGAGCAGGGGUACCUCCUUGAUGUUCUCCAGGAGGCCGAGGUUCCUCUGGUGGUUCAGGAUCAGUGUGAGCGUCAGUUACCUGAAUACACCAUCAUCUCCAGCAUGCUGUGUGCUGGGUAUCCCGAGGGGGGGGUCGACUCCUGCAAGGGAGACUCUGGAGGUCCACUGAUGUGUCUGAAUGAUGGACACUGGACUCUGAUCGGUGUGACGUCGUUUGGGAUUGGCUGUGGACGUCCUCAGAGACCGGGAGUCUACACCAAAGUGUCGGCCUUCACCUCCUGGGUCGCCCUCACCAGACGCUCCUCCCUCUCCCCCUCUUUCAGGGUUAAACUCUUAAAGGUAUAGGUUAGAUUUUUUGAGGCGAGGGUAGUAUGAGGUCCGGUGACAACUUCACUCCAAAACAUCGUACUAUACCUUUAAUGAUGAAGAUGAUUAUGAUAAUACUUUGUUAUCAAUAAAAAAUAACGAGAUGAUUUGGUAUAGAUAAAAUAAGAUUU
Molecule: messenger RNA, 2630 nt
Organism: Cottoperca gobio
Lineage: Eukaryota; Metazoa; Chordata; Actinopteri; Perciformes; Bovichtidae
Product: enteropeptidase-like
Exons: 21
Biological process (GO): proteolysis
Cellular component (GO): membrane
Molecular function (GO): protein binding; serine-type endopeptidase activity
Source: RefSeq, a predicted model, not a curated record